CCGACAUAAGAGACCAACACAUCAAGAGUUUCAGUCACUACAACAGCGUUCAGUCUUUAGAGUUGUUUCGCGAAAGGGGACAUAGAACUUCAAGAGAAUAGUUUAGAAAGUAAAAAGUCUUAUACGUCUUAUACGACUUUUGUUUAUUUUUGAGACUUAUUCUGCAUAGAGUCGGUGAUCUGCAAUUAAGUUAUGUGAUCCUAUAGAAGCCGAACAACACGUAAAAACACAGUUUGCAAACAAUUGAUACAGAAUUUAAAACAACAAUCCCGACUAUGACCAACCCGACCAUAACCUCGUUCGUGCGGCCCUACUUCGAGGGGGAAAAGUUCAGCUUCUGGGAGGAACGACUUGGCUAUACCUUUGCCGCGUUCGACGUUACCGAGGACAAGGUCAAGAAGGCCCACCUGGCGCUACUCGGCGGGUCGCUGCUGCACGAACGGCUCAAGUUGCUGUUUCCCCGGCAGGAGCUGGAUUCGGCCUCGUACGAAGAGGUGAUCACCAGGCUGACGACCCACUUUGACCGUCCGGACGAGUGGGGAGAGGUGGUUCAUCAUGCGCGGUUCCACAGCCUGGUUCAGCAGCCGGGACAGACGUUGAAGCAGUUUGUGCGGGUGGUUAAGCUGGAGGCUCAGUUUUGUACCUUUGGGAGUUAUGCGAGGGAGGCCAUCAGGGAUCGGAUUGUCGUUGGAGUUAGGAGUGACGAUUUGAGGAACCUGUUGCUCGCGGAUCAGCAUCUGACGUUGGAGUCCGCUGAGAGGAAGGUUGCCAUUUGGGCCAUGCUGAACAAAUCUUGAGGGUUUGAAAUUUGAAAUGAAUUAGUACAUGAUUUAAGUUAAUCCAAAGUUGCUAUCAAACUUUGAAAAAUUGAUUGAAAUUUAUUUUACAACUUGAAAUAAACAGUUGAAAAACAA
This is a messenger RNA of Culex quinquefasciatus (southern house mosquito), 914 nucleotides long. RefSeq lists its product as uncharacterized. NCBI's taxonomy places the organism in Eukaryota, Metazoa, Arthropoda, Insecta, Diptera, Culicidae. The coding region runs from base 276 to 797 and encodes 173 amino acids. The transcript has 2 exons. The record is from RefSeq and is a predicted model, not a curated record.